Molecule: messenger RNA, 1149 nt
Organism: Hypoxylon fragiforme
Lineage: Eukaryota; Fungi; Ascomycota; Sordariomycetes; Xylariales; Hypoxylaceae
Product: serine hydrolase FSH
Exons: 1
Coding region: 320-1105 (261 amino acids)
Biological process (GO): secondary metabolite biosynthetic process
Cellular component (GO): cytoplasm; nucleus
Source: RefSeq, a predicted model, not a curated record
GAUCGAGAUGGGUUCGGGGUCUUUGGGUAAGCCCAAAGUCAUAUGCCUUGAGUAUCAUGCAUGCGAAUGCAAGUAUCGUCAAAUCCUACCCAAGAACCUGUACAGAAAAAGACGGAAUAUUCCUACAAGUGAACUUGAGGGUUCCACUCCCCUUGAGUAAUAGUGAAUCAUUAUCAAUCAUUUUGCUCCCCGUGGUAAGUCUCUAAGCUUGGGACCGUGAACCCGUAUUCCCAUAUCCACGACAAUCAAGCUUCCACUCGCUCUGCUAUAGUAUCUACCAAACAGACCCAGACUCGUAAAAAGCAUCAAUGAGCCCAUCAUGGAGAAACCCCCAGACCCAACCCUCCACCUUCCACGCAUCCUCUGCCUCCACGGCGGCGGCGUCAACGCGCAAGUCUUCCGCCUGCAAAGCCGCGCGCUCAUCAGCCACCUAUCACCCUACUUCCGCCUCUGCUUCGCCGACGGUCCUUUCCUCUCCUCGCCGGGCCCCGGCAUGAUCCCCACGUUCCAAGACCUCGCUCCCUUCCGGCGAUGGCUGCGCUUCCGCCCCGACGACCCCGCCCUCGAGCCCGAGGACAUCGUCGCGGCGAACGACCGCAGCAUGGAGGCCGCGAUGGCGGCUGACGACGCGCUGGGCGCCACGGGCGAGUGGGUCGCGCUGCUGGGCUUCAGCCAGGGCGCCAAGAUGUGCGCGAGCCUGCUGUACCGGCAGCAGCAGCGCGCGGUAGAGCCAGGACAAGAUUACGCGGGGUCGGGCUACCGGUUCGCCGUGAUAUUGGCGGGGCGCGCGCCGCUCGUGUCGCUGGACACGGAGAUUCUCGGGUCGCCGGCGCUGGCGGAGGCGUCCGAGAUCACGACCGCGCCGUUCCAGAGCGUGGCUGGCCCCGAGACCAGGCUGCGGAUACCGACGCUCCAUGUCCAUGGGAUGCGCGACCCGGGUUUGAGUCAGCAUCGGCAGCUGCUGGAGCUGUGGUGCGAGAAGGGGACGACGAGCUUGGUGGAGUGGGAUGGUGAUCACCGUGUCCCGAUCAAGACGAAGGAUGUGGUUAGGGUGGUUGAAGGGAUCAUCGGUCUUGCAAAGCGUACUGGUGUUUUGAGGAUUUGAGGGUUUUGUAGAUUAUGAUUAUGAGGUACUAGGCAAAUUUAGAU